Molecule: messenger RNA, 2018 nt
Organism: Sorex fumeus (smoky shrew)
Lineage: Eukaryota; Metazoa; Chordata; Mammalia; Eulipotyphla; Soricidae
Gene: ZNF496
Product: zinc finger protein 496
Exons: 8
Coding region: 283-1920 (545 amino acids)
Biological process (GO): regulation of transcription by RNA polymerase II
Molecular function (GO): RNA polymerase II cis-regulatory region sequence-specific DNA binding; DNA-binding transcription factor activity, RNA polymerase II-specific
Source: RefSeq, a predicted model, not a curated record
AGCCCGAGCAGGAGCCGGAGCGGGAGCGGCGCCGCCUGGGCCGGGCGCGCGCCGGAGGAUGCUGCGGGGCGGGGGCCGCGGCCGUGCGCUCCCCGCGCCGGGGCCCCGACGGCGAGGACUCGGCGUGGGCUCCGGAGCCCGCACCUAGCGGCCCGCUGGCCCCUGCCCGAGGGUCCCUGCGGCGGGUCCGGCGCCCCCCGAGCCGGGCAGCAGUGCAGCGAGGCCGCGCCCUGAGCCCGCGGCCCGUGUGGAACUAGGCGGCCGAGCCCGACCGGCCCCGUCAUGCCCACGGCCCUGUGCCCCCGGGUGCUGGCCCCGAAGGAGAGCGAGGAGCCCCGGAAGAUGCGGGGCCCGCCCGGGGAGAGCCCCCGGCCGGCCGAGGGGCUGCCCAGCCCCGAGUCCUCGCGCCGCCUCUUCCGCCGCUUCCGCUACCAGGAGGCGGCGGGCCCGCGCGAGGCGCUGCAGCGGCUGCGGGAACUGUGCCGGGGCUGGCUGCGGCCCGACCGCCUCUCCAAGGAGCAGAUCCUCGAGUGCCUGGUGCUCGAGCAGUUCCUGGGCGUGCUGCCGCGCGAGGUGCAGGGCUGGGUGCGCGCCCAGGAGCCGGGCAGCGGCGACCAGGCGGUGGCGGCCGUGGAGGCCCUGGAGCGGGAGCCCGGCCGGCCCUGGCAGUGGCUCAAGCACUGCGAGGACCCCGUGGUGAUCGACGACGGGGACGGCCCCCCAGACCAGGAGCCGGAGCAGCCGCUGGCCGAGCCGCAGGGCCACCCGGCCAAGGGCCAGGACGGCACAGCCUUGGCCCCGGCGCUCGGCCCGGGGCUCCCCAGCCGGCUGCCCGGCCAGCCCAGCGGGGACCCAGCGCUGCAGGCCAUGGCCCUGCCCGACCCCACCGGCUCCAGGGACACACACCAGGAGGCCACCCUGCAGCUGCCCCCGGACAUAAUCUUCUGCUUCUCACAAGAGGACUGGUCUCUCCUGGACCCGGCGCAGACGGGCUUCUACGGAGAGUUCAUCAUAGGGGAGGACUGCGGCGUGGCGCUGGCCCAGAGUGACCCCAUGGACCCCCUGCCCCCCGCCCAGGCUGAGGAGAACGAGCCCCGGGUUCCAGAGUGGUUGGAGGAGCAGGAGGAGGACGCGGCCCAGGCCUCCUACGCGGGCCUCCCGAGCGUGCAGCCGUUCCCCGAGGAAGAGAGAACGCGCGACGAGCUGCACGUGCCCGAGUUCCAGGGCGCCCCGCAGAGGGCCCCCCCGGAGAGCGCCUGCCUAACCGGCGCCAGCGCGCCGUCCCCCCAGGGUGGCCCCGACGAGGAGGUGAGCAUCGAGAUCGUGCUGUCCAGCUCCGGGGACGAGGACCCGCAGCUGGGCCCGUACUGCGCAGCCGCCAAGGCGGGGGCCGAGGCGCGGGCCGAGGCGCAGCCGUCGCCGCACAAGGCCUACGUGUGUCCCAACUGCGGCAAGGCCUUCCGCUGGCGCGUCAACUUCAUCCGGCACCUGCGCAGCCGCCGGGAGCAGGAGCAGCCGUACGAGUGCGCCGAGUGCGGGGAGCUCUUCGGGGACAGCGAGGGCCUGGACGGCCACCUGGAGACCCACGAGGCCCGGAAGCCCUACCAGUGCGGCGCGUGUGGCCGGAGCUUCCGCCUCAGCUCGCACCUGGACGCACACCGGCGGACGCACCUGCAGGCCGCGGGCAAGGGGGCGCCGGGCCAGGCCCGCGGCAAGCCCCGCUUCUCCUGCUGCCAGUGCGGGAAGGCCUUCCAGCGCCACGACCACCUGGAGCGCCACCGCCGCACGCACGCCAAGGACCCGGCCCGGCCGCUGCAGUGCCGCUACUGCGUCAAGCGCUUCCUGCACAACCACAACCUGCUGCGUCACGAGCGCCUGCACAUGCGGCGCCGCUCCAAGCAGGCCCUCAACUCCUACUGACCCGCGGGCACUGCAGGGGCGCCCGGCUCCCCCUGAGCCCGGGCGGGGCCACCGAGGUGGGACGCGCUGGCACUGGGCCCUGCCCACCCGGCUGGAAA